AUGUCAUUGAUAUCAACAGCCCAGGGGUCGGGUUCAGCAGUCUUUGAGGAAUUGAAGCUAGACGAAGGGUUAGGAGCCGUGUUAAGAUCCUCGGGGUUAGCAGUCCAUGAGGUCCACGCAGAAGACAGCAUGCUAGGAUCAAUGAUGGAAGCUGAUGAGCUUGAGGAAACCUUUUCAGGAGGGGGAGUAACACUUCAAGGUUGCACUACCAGGUACGAUGUAACGAGACAACAAUUGCUGGACACUAUACAAAUCUGCUAUACUUGUAGACAAUCCGAAGCACGGGAAACAGAGUCCGAAGGUUUCGUCGGGUUACCUCGGAUUAAUGUCGGGAAUGUAAAGAAUGUCGGGGAUAGUGAAUGGUGGGAUACUAACUACGAAUAUCUAAUGACCUCCUCCUACUUGGAGGUAGAAAGUGUUAGCGAUGUGAAAACAGAUAACUGCGCACCUAGUGGGGAUAGAUACGACAGGACAGGACAUAGGGAGGAUAAGUGCGCGGGAAAAUAUCGGGUCUGA
Suillus plorans is the source of this 516-nucleotide messenger RNA. RefSeq lists its product as uncharacterized. The transcript has 6 exons. Lineage: Eukaryota; Fungi; Basidiomycota; Agaricomycetes; Boletales; Suillaceae. The coding region runs from base 1 to 516 and encodes 171 amino acids. The record is from RefSeq and is a predicted model, not a curated record.